Molecule: messenger RNA, 819 nt
Organism: Effrenium voratum
Lineage: Eukaryota; Dinophyceae; Suessiales; Symbiodiniaceae
Source: the annotation of a GenBank genome assembly
AUGUGGGAUCACUGGAAGAAGUCCGCUCGGGCAGUUCACCCGGUGUUCGGUGUCCCGGAUCCUGAGCCGGGCAUAUUGCAGGUUGCUUGCAAAAUUCAGACAGUUGGUGAUGUUGCCAGGCUACGACAGGAGGUGGUCACUGAAGUCCUUGGUAUGGUGGACGACUGGGCUGAUCAAACUGCAGCUUGGUUCUCCAACAUCCCCCCGCGUGUGGCGCAGGUGUAUCGUGCUUCGGGCUCUCGCGCUUUGCAGGUCCCUUUGUUACUGCACUUGUUGAAGCAUUGCAACUUACCAGGCCUCGAUGAGCUGCGGGAGGAUCUCACGUACGGUUGCCAGGUUUUGGGCACUAUGCGCCGGGGGCCUGGCUGGUUACCGAGACUGGAUGACAAGUACAGUAACCCCAUGAACUUGGAGGAUUUUGCCAAAGCAAAUACUGCGCACAUUUCCAGCCGUUUGGGAGGCAUUCGUCCUGACCCUCACUGGCAGCAGAUGUUGGAUGAACUCUUGGUUGAGAAGCACAAGGGUCGCCUUCGAGACCCUUUUGUGACACCUUCGGACUGGGGUCUCGAACAGGUGACCAUUCCCGGCCAUCCCUUGUUGCAACUUGACGAGGACAUGGUGCAGGCAGCCUUCUUGUUCUCCGUGGAGCAGCCGGACAAAGCGCGGAGAAUAGAGGACUGGACGGCCAGCUACCAUGCGUGCUUUGACGUGCCUACACAUCACACUGUGCAGACAUUGGUGGACUGCCUUGUCUGGCCGCAGUCUCGGGGCUAUGAUGCGAUUCCGUGGAGUCAUGACAUGGACUCGGCUUAUCGCUAG